This is a messenger RNA of Dreissena polymorpha, 10921 nucleotides long. Its product is annotated as telomerase protein component 1-like. The transcript is spliced from 60 exons. Gene Ontology annotation, cellular component: telomerase holoenzyme complex. Gene Ontology annotation, molecular function: ATP hydrolysis activity; protein binding; telomerase activity. Bases 185 to 8473 code for a protein of 2762 amino acids. Lineage: Eukaryota; Metazoa; Mollusca; Bivalvia; Myida; Dreissenidae. The record is from RefSeq and is a predicted model, not a curated record. Gene Ontology annotation, biological process: telomere maintenance via recombination.
AAUCGCUAUGUACACAAAUCUUACUGUCAGUUGUGAAAUGUACAAUUUUCAUUAUUAACAUUGACCUGUUCGGACAUUUUUUUUCUCUAAAUGAUUUAAUGCAUAUGUUUUAACGUACGUGCGAAGUUACACAAUUUAAAUUUAAGGUGUAAACAAGUGAACAGCUUAGCAGUCCGUGUAAGUCAUGUCGACGAAAGACAACCCUCUUCUGGCAAAAUGGUCAGGAUCAGGGCUGACUGGCUCCCUGUUAGCAUCAUCCCUGUCAACCAAGAGUGAUCUUUGUGCUUCACGUAAAAGAAAACCAGCUGACACUAAGUCAGAUGUACUUGUCACAAAGGUGCCAAGGGAAAAUCACAAAACAAGCCUCACAUGUAGCUCUCUUCUGCAGAAGAUGGAAAACAAGGAGCUGAGCUCAGGUUUGACGACAGGCAGUUUACGGACAAAGCCAGAGCAGCCAGGUCCAUCCCCAUGUCUGACCAGUAAGCUGACCUCUAACUUGACCUCUCACUUGACCUCUGGCCUGUUGUCGUUGAAAUCAUUUGACCUUGGGGUGACCUCUGGGUCACAGAAACACAGUGCAUCCCACAUGGGCUCAUCUACAACAUCAAGCUUGAAGUCAACUUUAUCAACUAAGCCAUUGACAACAACUCUAACAGCCAGCAAGACCUCUGGGCUGUCAUCCUUGACUGCAGGCUCCACCCUUCUGUCACAUGGCUCCACCUCUUCAAUUGGCUCCUCCCUGCUGAACAAAAGAUUGACAGCUGGUUCCACCCACAUGGGUAUAACCAAGGUUACACUUCAGUCUUCACUGACUGGUCCCUUAUCCAAUCUAAAGAGUUCAUUACUCAGCACCCUUGACCAGACAAGCGAUAAGGUCUCUACAACAACAAAACGUGUGGGUAAACCUAGUGCGAAAAAGGGCGGGAAGAAGGUGAGGCUGGCCAAGUAUGAGGCUCCGCCCCCUGAGUAUGAUUUUACCAAUGAGCUUCCGAGGGUGAAGAAAAUGAAGGUGGCCAAGUUUACUCCACCCACGUUAGAUCGCACGCUGAUGGCAGGUGCUAAGGUGCAUGAUGUUAAUGGAAUCAAGUUUGGCCUGGUAAAUGCUGUCAGUGGGUCGCUGAUAUGCCAGCCCAAUUUCCGCUUGGGUACGGACCUGACAAGGGUGACCUUGGUAACAAUGGCUGACCAGGUCAUCUGUUAUGACCCAGAGUUCAUUCUCAAGCUUGCUCUGUACAGUAGGAAACAGCUCAACAUUCGUACGACCAGCAACUUCCUGUUGGCUCUGGCCUCCCACAUGCCGGCCUGUCGGCCAUACCUGAAGAAGUACUUCAGUGCGGCCAUCGCCUUGCCAUCAGACUGGAUCGAGGUGGCGGAGAUAUAUUCGGCAUUCCCAGAGAAGACACUCCCCCUGGGCUCACUGCCAUCGGCUCUGAGGAAAGCCAUGGUGACAAAGUUCCCUGACUUCGAUAAAUAUCAGCUAGCAAAGUACAACAAAGAGAGCUCUCAGAAGAAGAAGAAGAAGAAGCAGAAGAAAUUAGAAGAAGGAAAAACCAACGACCCAGAGUCAUCGGCCCCAACACGUGGCAGAGGUCGUGGUAGAGGUCGUGGCAGAGGUCGAGGCAGAGGUGGGCCCACUUUCGAGCCAGGAACCGGACGUUCCAUACUGGAGGAGAAGGGAUUGUUUGACUCGGAUACAGACAGUGACACAUCUGACUCUGAUGAGGAAUUCGAAAAACAUAAGAAAGAACAGGAUGCAGGCAUCGUGUUUGACGAGGGAGAGAGUCCGGAGCAGCUCCAGAAGGCCAGUUUUACCCUGAAGCAGCUCAUCCGUAAACUGCACAUCACAGAGCCCGUGGAACACGUCAUGUGCCUCAUAGGGAAAAAAUACCCGGCUACAAUGGAUGAAUUCUACCGUAGUCGUCUGCCCGGAACGUUUGAGGGGGAGAGGGCGGGAAAGCGUAUGAAACUUCCCAUACCUGAGACCUGGGAGACGCAGGUGUCCUUGAAGGGGAACAAGGCAAAAACAUGGGAAGAACUGCUGGACCACAAGAAGCUUCCAUUCAUGGCGAUGUUGCGAAACCUGCGUAACCUGAUCAAGGCAGGCAUAUCCCACAAGCAUCACACAGGGGUCAUACGACGACUCACUGACGAGAAACAAGUCAUAAACAGCAAGCAGUUUCCAUUCAGAUUUUUCUCAGCCUACGAAGUUUUGGAACAACUGUUACUGGAAUAUGAAAAAUCCCAAGCAGCAAUUGUCCAGGCAGCUGUAGAGGAGACCAGUACAGGGGGGACCCCCUCAAGCUCAGCCCCCAGGGGGUCAGGCAGGGGGAGGGGCAGGGGCAGAGGGAGGGGCAGAGGGGGCGGUGCUGGGGAAGGAGGGGCUAAGAAGGAGAAGCUGACAGCUGAAAACUGGUGGGCAGUGAAACAGAAGAGAAAGAAGGAGAAGGGUUCCAAGCCAAAGGAGACACCAUUUGAUAAUGGGCUGAUCAAUCGCUACCGCAAGGCCCUAGACACAGCAGUAAAGAUAGCCACGGUGUACAAUGUCCAGCCCAUACGAGGUCGCACAGUGAUCCUGUGUGACGUUGGACCCAACAUGACCGUGCCUUGUACAACGGCCAAGGGUUUUGGCAAACCUAGAACUAUGCGUGAAGUGAGUGUCUUGCUAGGCCUGAUGUGCAAGUAUUCCUGUGAGGAGAGCGUCCUGGUGGCCUUCAGUAGCUCAGAGUCACGUUACAUCAUCGUGGACCUUGACCCCGGCACCAUCCUGGAAAACAUGGCCGCCGUUCUAGGAGCGGACCUCUCACAAGGCGUGCCUGGAAAGUUUGAGGAGGGCCUACCUAUGGAUAUCCUGUACGACCAUUUACGAGACAGAAUUCAGAUUGACAACCUGCUGCUGCUGACGGGUGGCGGUUCCAGUGUACUGGCACAGCGCCGCACAGUGAGCGCCGUCCUUGACCUAUACCGGCGCAUCGUGAACCCUGACCUUCUCUAUGUUAAUGUCGGCUUUGCUGGGAAAACAUGCGGGUUUGACACAGACAUCAGGCCAGAGCAUACAAACAACAUCUACAUCACCGGCUUCAGUGACCAGAUACUCAGGUUCAUAGCCGAGCGAGGUGAUGGGGGACAACUCCGCCACAUUGAGAUGAUUGACGAGGCGUUCCAGCUGAGUUCCCUGCCCAUGUUGCCUGGCGACAGGCCUGUCCCGCCCAGACUGGCACCAGAACGUCUGCUGCAGCUCCCGUCACACAUACCCAGAUGGCGUACAGCCCGGGUAUUUAUAUCGUCCACAUUCCGAGACAUGCACGGUGAGAGAGACCUACUGACGAGGUUUGUGUUCCCAGAGUUACGUGCCCUUUGCAAGCAACGCUUCAUCAACGUUCACGAGGUUGACCUUCGCUGGGGUGUGACAGAGGAAGAAACCAGGAAUGCUAAGACUCUAGAGCUGUGCCUGACAGAGAUCCAGAAGUGUCAGUUCUUCCUGGGUAUCCUAGGUAACAGGUACGGCUGGGUACCGGACCAGUACAUGGUACCGGACACAGACCAGUUUGCCUGGGUGCAAGACUACCCCACAGGACGGUCCGUGACAGAGCUGGAGAUGCAGGCCGGAGCGCUGGGGCUGCUUCCUGGACAGGACAUGAGGGCUCGUGCAUUCUUCUAUAUUCGGGACGACACAUUCCUCAGUGAUGUCCCGAAAGCCUUCCUGGAAGACUUUGUUGACAAGUCUGACUCGAGCCUAUCCAACAUGGCACAGCUGAAGAAUAGGAUCCGGACCAGUGGCCUUGAACUGUUUGACAACUACCCAUGUAACUGGGGCGGGGUAGUGGAGGGGAAGCCCAUGGUUGCUGGGCUCGACCAGUUUGGAGCCCGAGCUCUUAACAACCUCUGGCUUGGCAUACAGAAUGAGAACCCGGAGGAGGCGGCCAUGUUGGAUGAACACACCCACUGCACGGGCCUUCACGACAGUUAUGUGCACCAACAGAGGGCGCUGUUUGUUGGACGCACCAAGCUACGUAAGGAGUGCCUCAAACUUCUGUCCGAGAUGAAGUCUGGGGUUGUGUGCCUCGCUGGGAAACCAGGCUCCGGGAAAUCUGCUCUUUUAGCAAGUCUGAUACAUGAGUACCAGGCUCUCAAGAUGUGUGACAGCAGCCUUACGAUUCUCACGCACUUUGUGGGUGCUGCGCCGGGGUCCACCAACAUCCUCGCAACACUGUGCAGGCUCUGUCACGAACUGAACGCACGCUUUUCCUUGCAGAAGGAAGUACCAGAGGACUUUAAGAAUAUUGUGCCACGGUUUGAGGAGAUGUUGACAGAAGCUGCCACCUACAGUGGUUCCCCUGUUGUGCUCUUCUUGGAUGGAUUUGAUGGAAUGGACCCUGCCCACCUGCCUCAUAAUCUUGACUGGCUGCCAGAAACAAGUAUCAAGAACGUUGUCAUAGUGAUGACCUGUCAGACAGAGGGCAAGGUGCACAAGUCAUUACUGAAACGCAGCCCGAGGGAGCUUGUAGUGGAGGCACUGGACAUGUGGGACAAGUCGGAAGUUGUCAGGCGUCACCUGGCCACACACCGUAAGGCCCUCGAUGAGUCACCUUUCAACAAUCAGAUGAAGCUGCUGGUGUCUAAGAAGGAAGCCAAUGUCCCACUGUACCUGAGUCUGGCCUGUGAGGAACUCAGAGUCUAUGGACUCUUUGAUAAGAUGACAGCCAAGCUGAAGUCAUUGCCACAGACGGUUCCGUUGUUGCUACAGGAAGUGAUGUCACGGAUAGAGACCGAUAUUGGCAGGGAGCUUGUGGCCACCUCUUUGUCAUUGCUAGUUAUUGCUAGAGAUGGCCUUACCAUAGGAGAGCUUCACGACCUGAUGACUCUGCAAGUGUCGCUUGGCAACGAGAGGCCUAAGGUGAUGGACAUUGUCAAUAUAGAGCCUGGACCAGGCAACCGUCUGCCGUCCGUCCGUCUAGCGUUUCUGCAGAGGGCUCUGCAGGGAUUUCUCAACUCUGGACAGGAAGAGUCUGGUACCCUAUCAUUGGCUCAUGCUGACAUAAUGAAUGCAGUCAGGAACCGGUACUUGAAGGGAGCUGUUGCUGUGGAAACUGAACUAUUCCUGCACAGGCUUUUAGCAGGCUAUUUCUACACACAAGCAGACCCAACUCGUAACAGAACCUGGGUAGGAAAGUCCAGGCGAGCCUUUAAAGAACUCACUUACCAUCUGGCAAAAGGUGGUUGUUACUUAGAAUUGGAGGAGGUGGUGUGUAACCUACAGUUUGUGCACAACAAGUGUAUGUUGGGACUGGCUACUAGUCUAAUUGAAGACUACCAGUCUGUAGAGAUCAACAUGAAGACAAUGGAACGUGAGCAGGCCAAGUUUCUGGAGAAGCCUCGGGUCCGUGAUUACAAGUCCUUCAUUGCUCGCAAUCUGCAUGUGCUCUCUAGUUACCCGGCUCUGACCUGGCAGCAAGCCUUCAACGAGAUUGAUGACUCCGCAGUCCUAACAGAAGUCCGCGCGCUCAUGGACUCAGCGGAUGUGUCGCAUGAGAUCAAAUCCCUUGUUCAGUGGACCAGUAAGCCAGCGAUGGAAGACCCUUGCUACCUCAUUAUUCCCAAUCUGCCACAGGCAAUGACCUGUGUAGCGGUUUCACCGGACAACCAGCUCUUUGCAUGUGGAGGAUUUGACUGCCUCAUUCACCUGUAUGACAUCAACACCGGCAAGGAAGUGCGCAGUUUUCGAGGUCACGCUGACACAAUCACUGACGUGUGUUUUGUUGGGAAGAACAAACUGUGCAGUGUUUCCAUGGAUACCACUGUCAGUGUGUGGGAUGUCAAUGAUGGACAUAGAUUGUUCACACCGAAAGGUCACCAGAGACGUGUGAACUCAUGCACGUCGGACGUCCUUGGUAACAUCUUGGCUACUGCCUCCUGGGAUUGCACCCUCAAGAUCUGGGGCAUGGGGCGGGGGGACCUGAUGUGUGAGUUCAAAGUGGGCAGCCCAGUGAAUUGUGUGAGCUUCCACCACGAGGGUCAGAAGAUCGUGUCAGGUCAGUGGGACAGCACCAUCAAGAUUUGGGACGUCUUCCACAAGACCAAAAUUGCUGUUCUAAGAGGUCACAAGUCAUCAGUGAGGGACGUUGCCUAUUCCCCCAAUGGCCGCCAUAUUGCCUCUGCAGCGCUGGAUGGGGAUGUGAAACUGUGGGCCGCAGACAGUGGGGCUCAGGUUGGAAAUAUCAAGGGUCAUGCUCUGCCGAUCAACAAGCUGACCUUCUCUCCGUCCGGCGGUCAGCUGAUCACGGUUAGCGACGACCACAAAGUCAAGGUCUGGUCGGGUCACCUAGGCAAGCCUCUACAAGUGAUAGGGGACCAGGAAUGUGGACCAGCCGUAUCCAUAGCAAUAUCUCCACAGCGUGACAUGGUUGCCAUCGGUUACCAUUCUGGGGUCAUAGCCGUACAUGACACUGUCUCUGGUGCAAAAGUUUGUUCCCGUCAAGUUUACUCGGCGUCUGUGCGUUGUCUGCAUUACAUCGGCACCAACCAUCUGCUGUCUGGAUCAGACGACACAUUUGCCAAGAUCCUGUCUAUCAAUCUGAGUGACUCCAAAGUGAUCACAGGACACCUGAAGGGCAUCAUGUCCCUCGCUGUUUGCAGAGACUACUUUGCAAUCGCCUCCGAAGAUUGCACGUGCUCGCUGUAUGACAACCCCUUCAAAUACACAGGAAAACCCAACUUCAGCAGCGUGAGACGUCUAGUGACCCUUGGCACUCACACAGGGCCUGUAACCAGCUGUAGUUUCAACAAGCUGGGAACCAGGCUGGCAACAGGAAGUAGAGACAUGUCAUUGAGGAUCUGGGAUGUUCUAGACGUUUUGUUAAACCCUGACAGUCCCGUGCCACUACAUGUAAUACACCAGUGCCAUCAGGACUGGAUCACAGACUGCCGUUGGUCAAACAUGGCGGACACCAUAGUUACCAGCGCCAAUGACUUCAACCUGAAGGUGUGGGAUGUGUCCAAGAUUGGAAACACGCCCGGGCAGACCCUGAGGGACUCCACCGGACCCAAUAUUGCCAAGGAGAAAUACUGCCUUACCGGCCAUUCAGCGUCGGUCAAUCAGAUUGGCUACAGUUAUGGGUGUGUGGUGUCGACAUGUGCAGACGGCUCUGUGAAGAUGUGGUCUCACCGGGGUGUGGAGAUCACCACUCUGUAUGGGCACACUCAACGGGUGCUGGGGUGUGACAUCUAUGUCGAGGUGGCGGGCGAAACAGAAGAGUCUACAGAGCUGGACUGGUCGAUGGAAGAGCGUGCUGACAAGACUUCCAAGCUGCAACCCAAGCUGGAGAACGUCCUUGUAGCGACCUGCAGUGAUGACGGAACAGCGAGACUAUGGUACCCCAUGCAGGCUAAUGAGCUGGCCUGCCUGACUGGUCACUCUGACCGUGUCCUCUCAGUGUCCACCUCCAGGGCGGGUCAGUUGUGCACAAGUUCCCUUGACAGCAGCCUGCGCAUCUGGAAGUACAAUAACCAAUCACAGCACAUCGUACCAGGGCACAACGGGGCCGUGACGUUUGUGUGUGCCUCGGCAGCAGGGAAGGUGCUGUCUGGUAGCAGGGAUGGUACAUUCAGACUGUGGAGUAAAGAAGCAGGAAGUGCAGUGUACAUCUGUCAAGUUUCACUGAAGGCCAGUGGGAAGGCUGUGACCUGUGGCUGCUGGCUGGAUGAUGACACAUGUGUGACCGGCUCUGAUGACUGCUCCAUUUCCAUCUGGCACAUCAACAAGGAUGGCAGAGUGGUUCUGAAGUCAAGCCUGAUGACUGAGAGCCCGUUGCUAAGCAUAGAGAGUCCCAAGGGCCCUAGCAACCGUGUGUUCUUUACUGCGGAAUGGUGUGGAGCUGUUAAGGCCUGGAACCCAGACGGGCAGCUGGCCAGGCUGCAGACAAACUGCGGGCCAAGCUGCAUGUUGCUGAAAAUGCGCUACUUGAGCAACAUGACAUUGCUGGUGACAACCAUGUUGGGAUACAUGCAUGUUAUCAAUGUACAAGGUCUUGUAGAGGGCAGCAUGAAGGCAGGACUGCUGCCACUGCACACCCUCACGGUUCCCGAGUCUGAGAUGGAAAUGAACGGGGAACCAGACGAGCAGUCUCAGCCGGCAUGGCUUCUUGAUGUCACCUCAGACCCGGCAAACUAUAUCACAGGGGACAAUAAGGGUCAGAUAUCAUACCAGGUCAACAACAUGCGUGUAGCUACAAAGGUUCAUGCAGGAGAUGUUACAAGCGUUCUGGAGACUAAGAAUGGAGUUGUUUUCACAGGAUCGAAGGAUUCUACGAUAAAAAUAUGGGAAAAGACAGAAGAAGUUCUAACACAGGUUGGUCAAUUUUUCUGUUCAGCCCCUGUGACCUCAAUGUGUUUCCUUGACAACCAAUCCUCCACUGACAUUCCUAUUGCCUAUGGCGACAAACUUGGAUACGUGAACUUCCUGGUCUGGAGGGGAUAGGACUAUGAAGAGCCUGUGGGGUUGAAAUCUGAACUUUAUACAUAAAUUCUUAGAAACAUACUAGCUAUUUGCCACACACAAACACAAAAACACAAGUAAUAAUAAUUUUAAAUGUACCCAAUACAAAUGGCACAAAUGUAAUCCAUUAAAUAAUGUAGUUUUUGUUAGUUUGUAUUUAAGUUGCACAUGUGUUAUAUCACAUUUGAUUCAAAAUCAUCUUCAUAUUUAUGUUGAUCAUUGAUAAACAAAAAACAAUUGGGUGGAUGCAUGGCUAUUAUUAUGGGUAGCGCAAUUGUGUUACGAACUAUUUGUGUAUAUCGAUUAAUUAACAAUAAAUGAAAAUGAAUGAAACUAUGUAUAUCAUAUGUUUGACAAUUGUUUGUUACUAUAAAUGUUAUUUGAUAAGUUUGACCUAUGAACAAUAUUGAAUUUUGCAAUUUAUGUUAAUAGAUUACUGUUCAUAAUAAAUAAAUGUUUUAUUUAAAAUUGUGUGUGUGUGUGUUUCUGCUUGUUAUUUAAAAAGUUGUACGUAUUGUGUAUAUUAUUGAUAUGGGUGUUAUGUGUUGUCCUUUGGUUUGCUUAAAAAUUGCGUAAGAUAUUUGUUUUGGUUGCUAUGACUACAGAAUAGCUGUUGAAAAGUUAACAUUGACACUGAAUGACAAGUGAAUGUAUGUGCACAUGAAAAGUUGUUGAAUUAUGCUUGUGUAAUGUUGUUUAGUAUGUUUUCAGUUUGUUACUUUGUUUGUGUCAUUUGAUUGUUCUUAACUUUAACAAAAUUCUAGUGUUGUGUCAAUAUUUACUGUUAUGAAUAUUAUUGUUUUAUAAACAUUAAAAAAAAUGCAAAAUUAAAAAAAAUAUUCGAAUUAUUAUAUACAUUUUACUUAUUGAAUCAAGGCAUAUUUGUGUAUGAUAUACAUACGUAUAUACUUUGUUGAGCUGAGCAGGCUCUUGUGUAUAAAAUGUCUUUAUACUGUGUGGUUAUAAUUUUGAUGUUGACUUUUAGCUCCGAUUGUUUAUUUGUUUGUUUAUAAAACAUUUAUUGUUUCCUUUAUAAACAGAUGUACAAAUCAUGUGUGUACAUUGACAAGUGCAAAUGUGAAAUCAUUUUUUGUUGCUCAAUGCAUGGAAACCAUGUAUGAAAGUAUACAAACCUGGAACAUUCCACUUUUUCACAUUCUUUUAUUUGCUAAUCAAAUAAUAAGGAUUGUUGCUUACUUGUCCAUUAUUGUCAUAUGUUUAUAUGUUGUUCUUUGCAUGUUUUAUUCAUCCAUCUCAAAUAUUAGAGAGUCAGGAUGUAUAAAGUUGUUUCAGGCUAUAUAAAAGGGUUUUCUUUGUAGUGAAAAAUUGUCCAGUAUCUUACAAAAUUUUAUAAUCAACUUUGCUUGCCUGUAAAAAUGAUACAUAAUUAGUUUAAUUUUGACGCUGAUUUAUUGCAGAUACUUAUAUAUUGAAAAAGCACAUUGUGACAAAAUGCUAGUUUAAAUUUCUUAAUAAAUUGAAAUAUUUUUGUUAUUAAUUAUUAAUAUUAAUAAUUAUUUUAAUAAUGAUUUUUAAUUUACCUAAUAUUUUCUUAAUUAUUUAAACAACUGAUCCAUUACCCCUAGCCCCAAUUAGUAGCAUAGCAGCUGUCGUUUGUGUAGAUGCCCUUAACCUAAACCACAGGGUAAUUGAUAGAAACAUAGUACCGGGGGUACAUAAAAUUUAAUGUGUUGUUACGUCUCUAAUGGAACUAUGAUUGAUUCCUGUCAUAACAACUGAGGCAUGUGUAUGCCAUUGUCAUUCCAGAGCUUGUAACAAGACCUGAAGAGAAAGAGUGACCCAAUUCUUCAAUUUGGUUGAUACAAAUUUAAUUCAAAACGAUUAUAAGUCAUAUUGUCACUCACUAAAUUGUGUUACUUGUUAAAUUCGUGAAAGUUUUAUGAAGAAUCAAAUAUUUCAUCUCUCUUCUUCACCUAAAAUGAAGAAAAGAUUGAUAGGUCUUCGAUUGAAAUAUGUGUCCUGCACAUCUACGAAAUAUUCAAUGCUGUGAUAAAGAUGCCAUUAUUAAGAAUAAUUUUCAGGGAAAUCCGUUUGAUAUGAAUUUCGUAUUGUUGAGGCUUUAUACAUAAUUACUUAUGUGUUUUUCCUUUUUGUUUUGUUAUAUUUCAUAUAUAGAAAAAUACUGAUGUAAGUAAACUUAGCUAUUGAAAUACCAGUUGCCGUGUAUACAUUACAUAUCUAUAGUUAAUACAUCUUUUUUACAUUUAAUUGUGUAAAGUUGUGAACCACCGCGUGUCCGCUAUCUUUGUGUUACCAAAGCUAAGGAUGCGUGUUCUAGGAAUCCAAUAUAUGUGCAAUAUAUUGUACUAUUGUUACGAGUUUCCCUUUCAUAACUUAUUUCUGUGAUAUUUUAUCGUAAUUUAUACACACACUUGACAUGACGUUUACAAAUACAUUGCAAUAUAUUUG